Exophiala dermatitidis NIH/UT8656 is the source of this 288-nucleotide messenger RNA. RefSeq lists its product as uncharacterized. The record is from RefSeq and is a predicted model, not a curated record. Bases 1 to 288 code for a protein of 95 amino acids. NCBI's taxonomy places the organism in Eukaryota, Fungi, Ascomycota, Eurotiomycetes, Chaetothyriales, Herpotrichiellaceae. The transcript is spliced from 2 exons.
AUGGCCCAAGCUCACAGAACCUACAAGAAGAUCACGUUUGAAGGAGACCGUCCCAGACGAACGGAGCAGAGUGGCAUGUUGGAGGCGUACCUCUACAGCAACCAGACUGUAUUCGAUGCCGUCCAUUUCGAGAGAGGCCAGCAUCGAAGUGCGGCGACCCAACAGCAGGGAAAUCUGGAGACAGACCAGAACGAGCAAGACAGUAUCGAUGACCUGCUCGAGACCAUGGAUGCGUUGACAGAUGCCGAAAUCGUGCGGGAUGCAUUGGCGCUGCGGAACGCCAGUUGA